Messenger RNA from Aaosphaeria arxii CBS 175.79, 2043 nucleotides. Its product is annotated as MFS general substrate transporter. The transcript is spliced from 4 exons. Gene Ontology annotation, molecular function: transmembrane transporter activity. The coding region runs from base 375 to 1895 and encodes 506 amino acids. Gene Ontology annotation, biological process: transmembrane transport. NCBI's taxonomy places the organism in Eukaryota, Fungi, Ascomycota, Dothideomycetes, Pleosporales. The record is from RefSeq and is a predicted model, not a curated record.
CUGGCUAUCGACUGCUGCAGAAUUGGAUAAAAAACAAUACUCUCGAAAGAAUUCUAUUCGUGAUCAAUGAGAAGGCAACGCCAUCGACUGAUAAGUGCCAAGGUAAAUAACAGCCUUCCUCCCACGUACAAAAUGCGGCGUGCCCUUGGUGGAGGCGGAGGAGCCUGGUGAGAAGCGCUCGUGCUUUUGGCCCCUAAAUUAUACCUGUUGCCCAACAGCAUACUUGAUGCGCAUCAAUCAGCCUUCCUUGCUCUCAGAAUCGCUCGCUGAUCGUACUUCACCUACAGUGUCGCCCGUAUUGAGUUUCAUUCUGCUCAUUCUUCAAGGACGAAUCCUUACCUGGGCUUUGGUAGAACAUUUUUCUCUUGUUCAUAAUGUCAGAUAUUCGGAAACGUUCUUCAGAUCCAGAUCAACAAUGGCAAGCCGGAUCACUGGAGUUCCGCGAGGCUGAACGUCCACCUGGUUGGAAAUACAAGAGUUGGAAGAUUGGUCCAGUCAAAAUACCAUGGUAUGCUUCACCUGAAUCGCAGCUCAUAUUGGUAUCUUUCGUAUGCUUUCUAUGUCCAGGAAUGUUCAACGCCGUGAAUGGCCUCGGAGGUGGUGGCCAAGUUGAAGCCAAUGCGUAUGCCAGCAAUGCUGCUAACUGCGCACUUUAUGCCACAUUUGCCGUCGUUGGUUUUUUCGCAGGAACAAUUACAAAUGCGCUUGGCAUCAAGACAGCUCUGUCCUUCGGUGGCAUCGGCUAUUGUGUUUACAUUGGAGCAUAUCUUUGUUGGAAUCAUACGGAGAACUUUGGUUACAUCGUCUUUUCGGGAGUUCUCCUAGGCUGCUGUGCGGGCGUACUUUGGUCGGCACAAGGCGCAAUCAUGAUGUCGUACCCGCCCGAACAUCUCAAAGGGCGAUACAUAUCCUGGUUCUGGGUAAUAUUCAAUCUAGGCGCCGUUAUUGGCAGCGUGGUUGAACUUGGCCUCAAUAUCGAUAAGGAAAACAACGAAAGAGUUAGCGAUGCAACCUACAUAGCAUUUCUUAUCCUGACCUUUCUCGGGGCAGUCUUAUCAUGGACGUUAGUUGAUGCAAAGCACGUCAUUCGUCGCGACGGAUCCAAAGUCAUCCUCAUGAAGCAUCCCACGUGGAAGACAGAGAUUAUCGGCCUUUGGGAAACACUCUGGAGCGAUCCGUAUAUCGUCUUGCUCUUUCCAAUGUUUUUCGCUUCUAACUGGUUUUACACGUACCAGUUCCAGGACGUCAAUCUUGCAAGGUUCAACACUCGCACGCGUGCUUUGAACAGCACGCUGUACUGGUUGGCACAGAUGUUUGGCGCUCUUAUUUUCGGCUUUGCACUCGACUUUCCUAACGUCAGACGAACAACCAGAGCGAAAAUCUCCUGGGUUGUGAUGUUCGUCCUUACCUUUGCCGUUUGGGGUGGUGGGUACGUCUUUCAACGCCAGUACAAACGCGAGCCCGAUCACAACAAAGACGGCGACAAAUACGACUGGACUUCGAGUGGAUACAUUGGCCCAAUGUUCCUGUACAUAAUGUAUGGAUUCUAUGAUGCAGCAUGGCAGACUUGCGUAUACUGGUUUAUGGGAGCCAUCACCAACAACAGUCGAAAGCUCGCCAACUUUGCAGGGUUCUAUAAGGGUAUUCAAUCAGCAGGUGCCGCUAUAAUCUGGCGCUUGGAUGGAAAGGAGAUACCAUACAUGAAUCUUUUCGCUUCCUGCUGGAUUCUCCUUGCUGGCAGCUUGGUCGUCGCUCUGCCAGUCAUGAUCCUGAAGAUUAAGGACACUGUACCUGUCGAAGAAGACCUGCAAUUCACCGAUGAAACGAUUGAAGAUGUCAUUGGGUUUAAGACAAGCUAUGAGUAUCCCGAUUCGGCUGCACAAGCAAGGGCCUAAACGAUGGACCACAGAGUUUGCGCAAGGGUAUCAGGAGCAAUGGACUAAUGUGUGAAUAUAAUGGAAACGAACAUGAUAUCGGGGGAAAAUUGGCGUGUGAAUAAAAGAGGGUUUAUGGGUAUAUUCGUUGUUGCGGAUCUAAUGGUGU